AUGCUGCUGCACGUGCGGCAGGAGCUGAUGGAGGGCGACUUUGCCAGCAACAUGAAGCUGCUGCAGCGCUACCCGCCGGUGGACGUGCACGUCAUCCUGAGUCGCGCAGAGGCGCUCAAGCACGGCAAGACCGUCAUCGUGCUCGACUGA
Molecule: messenger RNA, 150 nt
Organism: Chlorella variabilis
Lineage: Eukaryota; Viridiplantae; Chlorophyta; Trebouxiophyceae; Chlorellales; Chlorellaceae
Exons: 2
Coding region: 1-150 (49 amino acids)
Source: RefSeq, a predicted model, not a curated record